AAUCGCAAAUUUCUGACAUUUCUAACAGCUGCAACUGCGUUGUCAGAGGGCUGCACAGCGAAAAGAUGCCUCUCAAGUGGAAUGCAGCAAGGAGCUCUUUGGUCAGCAUUGGGGGCUUGGCGUUCCAGGGCCUAUCUAUUUUGGUCCAUAUUUUAUCACUUGCUCCCCCACCCCAUGGAAUUUGCCCCAGGAAAACGUCGCAGUCGGACUGCAGCCUUCACAAGGAGACACAGAAACAGGUAGUCAAAGAGGUCCAUUCCCCCAGCAAAGACCAUGGCAGAGCGCACUGUCCCUCACGCCUACCCCAUGAGCGCGGAGUACGAGUUUGCCAACCCCAGCAAGAUUUACGACCAGAACUUUGGAGAAGGUGUUUCCCCAGGGGAAAUCCUGUCCCCAACAUUGUACCAUGGCUACUACAUUAGACCUCGGAUUAAUAAGCAGCUGGACCGAGGGAUCUCAGAGGUCAACCUCAACGACCACAAAUUCCAAGUGUUCCUUGACGUUUGUCAGUUCACGCCAGAUGAGAUUGCUGUCCGCACAGUGGACAAUCUCCUGGAGGUGACAGCUCAGCACCCACAGAAGGCAGAUCGGCAUGGUUUCAUAUCCCGGGAGUUCACCAGGACCUAUAUCCUCCCUCUUGAUGUUGACCCUCUGUUGGUCAAAGCCACCGUGACCCAUGAUGGCAUUCUGAGUAUAGAAGCUCCGCGGACAGGAAAGGAGGUGAAGGCCAAAAUCAAUGAGGUGAAAAUAACACGCCAAGAACAGCCAGCAGCGGAAGGAAAGGGCUGUGAGGAGAAGCCACAGCCCUAAAACAUCCCUCAGCAAUGUCCUCUCCCACAUUGAACAUGCCCCCUUCAACGUGCACACAUUUCACUGAAUGUCAGGAUUGGACGGCUGAUUUGGGGAAGGGGGCCUAGCCACAUGGCUUUGUGGGGUCCUGUCUCUUUUUCUCAUCCUUUAGAUGUGGCAGCCAUUUUGUGUUAUGCCACGCACCCGCAGCAGCCAUUUUUUUAUGCCAUGCCCCCAAGGCAGCCAUUUUGUGACUGGUGUCCAUGGCACAUUCUCAAAAAAAAUUUCAAACAUGCCAAUCGGCAUAAAAAAAUUGGCAAAAGCCCCUGUCCUAUUGUAUGCCUACUGACUUGGAUCAACAAUUUUUCUCUCUGUGUGUGUUUGAACUGUUAAGCCUCAUGCUCUGAAUGUAUAAAUUGGUUUUUUUAAAAAUAAAUAAUCCUGAGAAUUA
Molecule: messenger RNA, 1240 nt
Organism: Podarcis muralis (Common wall lizard)
Lineage: Eukaryota; Metazoa; Chordata; Lepidosauria; Squamata; Lacertidae
Gene: HSPB2
Product: heat shock protein family B (small) member 2
Biological process (GO): negative regulation of apoptotic process; response to heat; protein refolding
Cellular component (GO): cytoplasm; nucleus
Molecular function (GO): structural constituent of eye lens
Source: RefSeq, a predicted model, not a curated record